This is a messenger RNA of Peronospora belbahrii, 654 nucleotides long. The record is from the annotation of a GenBank genome assembly. NCBI's taxonomy places the organism in Eukaryota, Oomycota, Peronosporomycetes, Peronosporales, Peronosporaceae.
AUGAGCCGAGGACGUGGUCGUGGACGCGUACGUUUUGGUGGCAGCCGAGACUCGAUGCUUGCAGACAUUAUGGAUGAAACACGUGAGGAUUUGGGGCUUUCACAUACGCAGAUGGAACUUGUGCACGCAGAAGCUGGUGCAUCGCUGUAUCCACCCAUGCAGUUACCACAACCUGAAGCACUGUCGAACCGUGAGGCUUAUUUGAUUCAGAGACAACGUAUUCUAGCGCAUAAGCUCGAGAAUCUGUAUCAUCCGUGGGAAGCAGACCCGGUAGGCCCAGAUGUUGGACGCAAUACGUCCGAUGCUGCAGCUUUUGUACACGUGACAGUGCCAGAGACACAAAAGGCCAAUGAAGUGUACGUGCCAGAGGAGUUGCGAGCUAAUUCGCUCAGUGGACUACGCACAACGACAGCGGCAAACUCGACGAACCGUGGUAUCAUGCAGCCACGUGCGUUUGAAACGGUAUUCAAAUCAUUGGAAGCUCAAGAGAAGAAGAUUGCGGCUGACAAGGCCAAGGCAGCAGAGCAGGAGGUAGAUGACGGUAUUAUGGACGAUGUGGAGGAAGAUCUGGGUGACGACAUGAACGACUACACAUUUGACUACUACGAUAGUGAUGCAGUAAGCAACGACGGUGACGAAGAAGUGUUCUUUUAA